UUACCAAGGCCCUUCUGUGACCCGUUAUAUCUGUGGACAAUUCACGAUCGCUGAUUGCCCUUCGCACCAAUUGAAGACAACGAAGAGGUCCGAAAGAGGAUAUCGUUUCUUUACAGCCAGAAAUUGCGAGUGCUGCCGACCAGCUGGUUCUUGCCGUCGUCAGCCGUCUGCGCUGUUCCUCCCUUCAGUACCGCACGAUCCUCCGUGUUUCUGUCCGGCUGCUUCCUUGCGAUGCCUCGUCGAGCUGCCGGUCCUUCUCUUGCCAACGAUCCUUCCAACGCUCCCUUCUCCUCUCCUGUCUCUGCCAAGGGCGGCAUUGCCAUCAAGGCGCCCAUCUCGAAACCUAGUCGCCUAAGCCAACUAUUCUCUACCUCGCCAAAGUCCAAGGCUGAAUCGCAGACUGCGCAGGGCACCGUCCAGUCUAGUACGGUCGCUCCACCGAUCAGUUCAGCUUCUUUGUCGCUGCCUACAAUUUCUCUUUCGACGGCAACUGCGGGCAAUUCCAACAUGGACGAACCUCCGACCACGUUAUUCCAGCCCCCUUCGCCUGAAGAGGCUCGUCGGCUGGCCAAGCAGCAUGCUCAAUUCGGACCGAUCGGUCAUCACAGCCACCGCUAUUCCAGCCGACAUCCUGGCGGUCCCUUUCCGGAGCCUAUAAUGGAUGAGCCGCCCUAUUAUUAUCUUCUCACCACGUAUAUCAGUUAUCUUAUCCUCAUUGCGUUCGGGCAUGUGCGGGAUUUCUUCGGAAAGCGGUUCCGCGAAGAGAAUUACCGUCAUCUGAAGCCCCGGAAUGGCUAUGGCGCUCUCAACAGCGAUUUCGACAACUUCUACGUACGCCGCCUCAAGCUACGUAUCAAUGAUUGUUUCGAACGCCCCGUGACCGGAGUGCCUGGUCGAUACAUUACACUGAUCGAUCGUGCCACGGACGACCACAACAGACACUUCUAUCUGACGGGAACAACAACCGAUACCCUGAACCUGAGCUCGUACAACUACCUUGGUUUUGCCCAGUCCGAAGGUCCCUGUGCCGAUAUCGCCGAGGCGACACUCCGAAAAUAUGGAAUUACUUCACCAAGCACUCGUGCUGAGACUGGAACGCAAGAUCUGCAUGUCGAGGUCGAAGAGCUGGUCGCCAAAUUUGUUGGUAAAGAAGCUUCCAUGGUCUUUUCAAUGGGAUUCGGAACCAAUGCGAAUAUCUUCCCAGCUCUCGUCAACAAAGGCUGUCUACUUAUCUCAGAUGAGCUGAACCAUGCGUCCAUCCGAUUUGGUGCUCGUCUCUCCGGUGCUUCCAUUGCUAUGUUCAAGCACAAUGACAUGCGGGAUCUCGAGGCGAAACUGCGUGAGGCUAUCAGCCAAGGGCAGCCGCGGACUCACCGCCCAUGGAAGAAGAUCCUUGUUGUGGUGGAGGGACUUUACUCCAUGGAGGGCUCAAUGUGCAACCUUCCUGGCUUGGUUGAAUUGAAGAGACGCUACAAGUACAACCUCUUCAUUGAUGAAGCGCACUCGAUCGGUGCAGUUGGGCCUAGGGGCCGUGGCGUUUGUGAUUAUUUCGGUAUUGACACCAACGAGGUAGAUGUCCUUAUGGGUACGCUCACCAAGUCGUUUGGUGCCAAUGGCGGUUACAUUGCUGCGGAUAAGACAAUGAUUGACAAGCUCCGAGCCACGAAUUCUGGCGUGUUCUAUGGAGAGGCACCUGCUCCAGCAGUCUUGGCUCAAAUUAUGUCGGCGCUACGACUGAUCCAGGGCGAGCUUGUUCCAGGCCAGGGUGAAGAGCGACUACAGCGCUUGGCCUUCAACUCCCGGUAUCUGCGCCUGGGCUUGAAGCGUCUUGGCUUUAUAGUGUAUGGUCACGACGACUCGCCGAUUAUCCCUGUUCUCCUCUUCAAUCCUGCCAAGAUGCCCGCGUUCUCUCACGAGAUGCUGAAGCGAAAGAUCUCCGUGGUUGUGGUGGGUUAUCCUGCGACCCCAUUGGUCUCGUCUCGUGCCCGUUUCUGUGUGUCGGCCGCCCACACCAAGGAAGAUCUCGACCGUGUCCUGACCGCCUGUGAUGAAAUUGGCAAUGUUCUGCAGCUCAAAUUCUCCACGGGCAUUGCGGGCGGUGCUCUGCCGGCAAAUGAGGAACUGACACCCCCUCCGGAGAUGGAGAAGGCCUGGCAUCGCAAGCGGACUCCCAAGGUUGUGCCGCCCAGGUGGCCCAUUGAGGAUGUUAUCAGACGGGGUGUACAAGAUGUCAAAUCGCCCCUCUUUUAGAUAAACGUUCACUACCCUGU
Molecule: messenger RNA, 2270 nt
Organism: Aspergillus saccharolyticus JOP 1030-1
Lineage: Eukaryota; Fungi; Ascomycota; Eurotiomycetes; Eurotiales; Aspergillaceae
Gene: lcb2
Product: putative serine palmitoyltransferase 2
Exons: 2
Coding region: 232-2250 (672 amino acids)
Biological process (GO): sphingosine biosynthetic process; ceramide biosynthetic process
Cellular component (GO): serine palmitoyltransferase complex
Molecular function (GO): pyridoxal phosphate binding; serine C-palmitoyltransferase activity
Source: RefSeq, a predicted model, not a curated record